AUGAAUCUGGAAGAGGCACUGAGUGAGGAUCUACGAAUGGCUUUGGAAAGGGCUGAAUGCCUGAGUCCAGAACGGUUGGCCAGGCACAUCGAAAAAACGGUUUCGAGAGGAGGCAGCGAAAGUUCCUUCCAGGCAGAGAAGCGCAUUCCUACCGGCCUUUUCGUGUUCAUUCACUGUUGUCGGCGAUAUGUCAGUCUGACUACGCAUUGCCUGUGCGGUGAAACGGAGGUGGAGGCGAAGGCGAAGGCGAAGGCAGAGGUGGUGGAGGUGGAGGUGGAGGUGAGGGACAUGGAGAGGACGUGGUGA
Molecule: messenger RNA, 306 nt
Organism: Echinococcus granulosus
Lineage: Eukaryota; Metazoa; Platyhelminthes; Cestoda; Cyclophyllidea; Taeniidae
Exons: 3
Coding region: 1-306 (101 amino acids)
Source: RefSeq, a predicted model, not a curated record